Molecule: messenger RNA, 1304 nt
Organism: Temnothorax curvispinosus
Lineage: Eukaryota; Metazoa; Arthropoda; Insecta; Hymenoptera; Formicidae
Exons: 8
Coding region: 132-818 (228 amino acids)
Biological process (GO): sensory perception of smell
Cellular component (GO): membrane
Molecular function (GO): odorant binding; olfactory receptor activity
Source: RefSeq, a predicted model, not a curated record
CUUAUCAAGUUUCAACGUUGAAGAAAACUCAAAUAAUCUUUUUCCAAACGUUAUUCAUAUCCUUUCUAGUAUGCCAGUGCAAUACAUUUCUUGUAAAACAGCACAGCAGCAAUUGUAUUGCCAAAAUUUUUAUGUUUAUUAUUAUAAACUGUGUUUAUAUUAUAAAAUAUAACGCAUGUCUUCUUCUCAGCGAUAACAUCAAAUAUAUCUUCGAUAGAGUUCGAUAUGAUUGGAAUAUGUUAAAGGCUCAGUCGGAAUUGGAAGUGAUACGAAGAUAUGCUGACAAUGCAAAAUUAUAUACGAUCUGCUUUACGUGCUUGAUUACUAGCAGUUUAUUGAUAUUGUUAACAAUAAUUUGUCUACCUCUUAUACUCGAUGUGAUCGUACCAAUGAAUGAAUCGCGACCGCGACAAUUGGUAAUUAAUGUGGAAUACUUUGUCGACGAAGAAACAUACUUUUUUCCUAUUUUGACACAUAUUGUCUUAAAUCAAUAUGCUGGAUCGAUGACAAUAGUGGCUUAUGCGACAAUACUCAUAGCGUACGUGUUGCACGCAUGCGCUAUGUUUAAAAUCGCCAGCCAUCGAAUAGAACACAUAUUUGAAAAUGUACAACUAAUGCCAAAGGACAUUAAACAACACAUACUUUACAACAAACUAAUUCACGCUGUAUACGUUCAUCGUAGAGCUGUGGAUUUGGCCAAUAUUUUGACGAACAGUUUUGCGACAUUGUAUUUCGUGUUAAUAGGAUUUGGUCUGGCUUCGACGAGUCUCAGUUUCUUUAAUGUAAGCUUAAAUGCAGGUAUUGCGAAAAGAACAUAAUAUCAUUUAUUCGAAGAAGGUUAAUUAAUAUAAUGAUAUACAAAUAUGAAACUAUACAAAGGAUAUGUAAUUAAUAAUGUUCGAUUCAAGUUUAUUAAUGCAGUAUUAUCCCUGGAAAAAAUUGACAUAUUGGUGUGCUGUAUCAUUAUACUUAUACACUUAUAUUAUUUAUUUGUGGCAAAUUAUGUUGGACAGAACAUUAUAGACGACAGUACUGGCAUUUGUCAAGCAACAUAUAAUGCACAGUGGUAUGCUGCGCCAUUAUGUAUGCAAAAGUUUAUACUACUUAUAAUGCAAAGAAGUAACAGAAAGAGCUCUUUAACAGCUGGAGGUUUAUUUGAUGCGUCGUUAGAAGGUUUUGCUACGCUCAUAAGUAUGUCUGUAUCCUACGUUAUGGUCCUUCAAUCCAUGGGAACACACAAAGAAAGCUACGAAAAGGAUAAUAGUCAGGUUUAAAGAAUCCGAUUCACAGGUUUAGAAUGCGUA